AUGUUUCAUGAAGGCUAUGACAAUGUCCGUCGAAACCGAAAUGGACACACGCAAGACUUCAAAGAGAGGGGCGGUGAGUUGCUGGACUUGAUAGCUGAUUACAUCAUCAACAUCCGGUCCAAGAGAGUUGCCCCGGAUGUCGAGGUGGGUUAUUUAAGGAAACUACUUCCGGAAACUGCCCCAGAAAGGGGAGAGAAAUGGGAAUCCAUCAUGGCAGACUUCAUGAAAGCAAUAAUGCCGGGGCUGGUCCACUGGCAACAUCCAAACUUCCACUCCUACAUGUCGACUGGCUACUCCUUCACCUCUGUCCUUGCAGACAUGCUAGCAGACGGGCUAGGCUGUGUGCCGUUUGCUUGGGCCUCAUGUCCGGCUGCCGUUGAACUGGAGUUUUUGGUACUGGACUGGGUCGGAAAAAUGAUAGGACUGCCAGUACAUUUCUUGAAUUCAAGCGGCCAAGGAGGUGGUUGUAUGCAGGGGUCAGCCAGCGAGUGUGUGCUAGUCACCCUGCUCUCAGCCCGACACCGGACCAUACAGGCCCUCAAGUUGACCCACCCCCACAGGGAGGAAGGAGAGCUGCUAUCUAAACUUGUGGCUUACACCUCCACACUGGCUCACUCAUGCGUAGAGAAGGCUGCGUUGAUCGGGUUCGUCAAACUGAGACAACUGGAGCAUGACGUGAACUAUUCACUUCGCGGUGAAGUGUUGGAGGCUGCGAUACAGGAAGAUAUAAGACGCGGUCUGGUACCAUUUUAUGUUUGCGCCACUCUCGGCACGACAACCUGCUGCUCGUACGACAACCUCCAGGAGGUUGGGGAGGUUUGUACCCGGCACGGCAUCUACCUGCACGUCGACGCGGCGUACGCAGGGGGCGCUUUCAUCUGUCCAGAGUUUCAGCACUACAUGAAGGGCGUAGAGAACUCCGACUCUUUUUGUCUGAAUCCUUAUAAAUUACUACAAGUCAACGUGGAUGGGUCGAUGAUGUGGGUCAAGAAUGUCAAGACUUUGACUAGCUCAUUAGCCGUUGAUGCUUUAUACCUGAAACAUAAACACGGAGACCAGUCCUUAGAUAUCAGGAACUGGGGGAUCCCUUUGUCCCGGAGAUUUCGGGCACUGAAGGUUUGGUUCGUCAUAAGGACUUACGGGCUGGAAGGUCUGCAGGCAAGGGUCAGAGAGCACGUCCGUUUGGGGAAAUAUUUUGAGAGUAAAGUUUUGGCAGACGAGAGAUUUGAAGUCGUUGCUCAGGUGACGCUGGGUCUCGUCUGCUUCAGGAUGCGGGGUGGGAACGACUUAAACGAAAGGUUGCUGGAGAAAAUAAACAAAGGUGGAAGGUUGCAUAUGGUUCCUGGUAUGUUGAAUCAGAGCUACAUCCUCAGGUAG
Physella acuta is the source of this 1377-nucleotide messenger RNA. RefSeq names its product tyrosine decarboxylase-like. The record is from RefSeq and is a predicted model, not a curated record. Gene Ontology annotation, cellular component: cytoplasm. Gene Ontology annotation, molecular function: carboxy-lyase activity; pyridoxal phosphate binding. Gene Ontology annotation, biological process: carboxylic acid metabolic process; amino acid metabolic process. NCBI's taxonomy places the organism in Eukaryota, Metazoa, Mollusca, Gastropoda, Physidae.